UUGUGUUUCUACUGAGUUCCAAAGCGGGAGGAGUUGGUCUAAAUUUGACUGGAGGAUCUACACUAAUACUUUAUGAUAUCGACUGGAACCCAGCCAAUGACAUUCAAGUAAGAAACAUUGGGGUGGCUUGAUUUUACUACGAGGACGAUUGCAAUUCCAGGUUUUUUUCUGUCAAAAUUCCAACAUAAGCCACACAAUAUCAAACACAAAUCUUUCAAAAUUUCAGUGGUUUUCUUUUCCAGGCAAUGGCGAGAGUUUGGCGCGAUGGACAACGAAAGAAAGUGAGGAUAUAUCGCCUUUUGACCACGGUAAGACGUGUACCGUAUUUAUUCUAAUAGACGCCUACUAUCCAUUAAACGUCCCAUUCCGAUAAACGCCCUCUUCAAGAACGCUCUCUCUAAUAAUUAAACGCCCCCUCAACAAUUAAAUACCCCCUUGCAUUCGAGAAGAUAAAACUCCAAAUGUCAACAUUUCAUUUAGUAGGGCACCUGUUGGUAACAGCAUUUUUUGUAAUGCUGAAAGAUUUACCCUACUCAAAUAAAGUUUUUCAUACUCAUACUCAUUUUUGGUAUUAUAUACAUUGAAAGAUUUUUUAUGUACUUCACUUGUUGAAACCAGUGAAAUGAAUAUUCAUUUCACUGGUUGAAACAGAAUAUUGGAGCAGAUGAGGACCACACCGAUCCUCACGUUUAAAACACCGCACGUAAUGUGUUUUGCCAUAAAAUUGACAGGGGACAAUUGAAGAGAAGAUCUAUCAAAGACAGAUCAGUAAACAAGAGUUAAGUGGCGCUGUGGCGGACACAAAUGUUUCAUCAAAACGACAAGAUUUCUCUCGUGAAGACUUGAAGGUGAUUACAGUGGAAAAUUGUAUCUAGUGUGCAGCCACAGCGGUCUUUGGAUAUACCUGCACUGCUGCACAUUAGAGAAGUUCAAAUUUAACUUCUAAUACCGCUUCAACCCCAACCCUUGAAAGUACUUACCACCAAAGGUUUUAUAGUACAAUGGCUUCACUUUAUUUCAAUUAGGAUCUAUUUACUCUUCAUACGAAAACAACCUGCCUCACUCAUGAACUGUUGAACUGCUCUUGUACCACCAAGACUCAUGGAGAGGUGAGAUGUUGGCUUAACCUUAUUAAUAGCUGGGUUUCAGUCACGUGGUACAUUUAGCGCGUGGUAGUCAACUCCAGAAAGAAACACAGUUACCAGAGCGAGUUAAUUUUUCAUUAUAUGUGUAAUUGACUUUGUGUUUGGUAAAUGAUGUAAUUUGGCGAAAUGUGCUCGCUUCCACAAAACAUUAAGUGGUAGUACGUGUAAAGUUGACCAUCAAGCGUUUCCCCAUGUUGUAUAUAGCUUAGUGAAACCCACCUAUAGAGGUUCAGAUUUGACUGCCACUACCUUUCACUGGCUUAGUACGCAUCUGAUUGGUUAAUUGGAUAGUUCAAAUGCAUCUGAUUGGUUAAUUGGAUAGUUCAAAUGCAUCUGAUUGGUUAAUUGGAUAGUUCAAAUGCAUCUGAUUGGUUAAUUGGAUAGUUCAGAUGCAUCUGAUUGGUUAAUUGGAUCGUUCAAAUGCAUCUGAUUGGUUAAUCGAAUAGUUCAAAUGCAUCUGAUUGAUUAAUGGUCCUUUAGUGGUAGUGAUAGUCAAAUCUGAAUCUCUAUAUUAUUACACUGGGACUGGUGUACGAAGAUCGGACCGGUUGGUGAUUUUUUCAAGCUUCGUAAAAUUAUCCGUUAAUUGCUAUAACCCAGAUUGAACUUUAGUAUUUAUAAAUUAAAGUUUCUGUUUAUAAAUUGUGAGGUCCUGAUCCAUAAUUUUAUAGCUUUAUAAGCAUUUUUACAACGGUUGAAGAAAUCACUAUCCCGUGAAGAGCGCUGUCCGGCCUUCGUACAACACUAUAAACUGUGGUACAACCAACCCCAGUAAUUUAGUUGAUAUGUAAUUGGCAGUAGAAGCAGGCUCUACAUUUAGACUAAAAAUGUCACCUCUCACUUUUUAAGGAGGAAAACGCCCGUUCGGUGACAUCGGGUGUUGUCAAUCUUGCAAGAAAAUGUCAGCUGGGCCUGGGUGGCAUAAGACAUGAAACCAAGGUACGGUGUACACGUAAAAACGCACAACUUGUACAAAUCGGCAUCAGACUUGUACCAAUGCUGUUUCAACAACUUGUCACCAGGAUGUGUUCGCACUGCUUGUUCCCAGUUUGAGGUUCUCGACUCAACAGACUUGUUUCGGGUUGUUCCAACAAUUUGCAAUCGUCCCGCAAACUUGAUAACAAGUUGUGAGUAACAUCCUUGUACAGCAAGCUUGAUAAAAUGACAACAUUGUUGCAACUUGUUGACAAGCUUGUUACAAGCCUGUUGCGAACACAUCUUGUUGACAAGAUGCGAGAUUUUUACAUCCAUGUGUAAUAGUUCAAACACUAGGCUCCAGGGUAGAUACAGUAUUGUACAAUCCGCUGCCGUGGUUUGAACCCGAAAAAUAUUAAAUCCUCGGCGGUGGGGGUGGGUGUAGUAGGGCGACGUCCUUGGCGAAAAGGCUUGCCUUUAUCUUCUUGAGGUAGUUCAGACUCCAAUUAUAUAAUAAUGGAUGGUUUAAUUUUAACUUCACACGGUUUUUAAAGGAAAAGAAUCUUUCCAUGGCCGAGUUACUGCAAUGGAAACAUUUUUCAAGACCUAUUGAAGAAACCAACUUGGAGGUGAGACUUAACUAACUUAUCCAAAUUUGCGUAGGGAGGUAGAGGAGUAUAGAGGCCCUAUACCCACACACAAAGCAAUCGUGUCUACCUAUAUCUAUCUACCCUCCUACCUAAUCUGCCCAUCUGCCUAACCUAGCUUCCCCCCCCCCCCCCCCACACUCAACCUAUAUUAAUACGUUUACCAACCAACCCAAACUGAAAACGAACCAACCUUCUCGUUUGACCAGGACACGAGAGUUGAGAAAACUCUCAUGCAAACUCUCGCUUCUCAACAACUCUCAUUCUAGUUUAUAAUAUCCAGUCAACUCUCAUCAAUAUUCACGCUCUUGUUCUCGUUUGACCGGGGCAUGAGAGUUGAGAAAACUCUCAUGCAAACUCUCGCUUCUCAACUCUCAUCAACUCUCAUUCUAGUUUAUAAUAUCCAGUCAACUCUCAUCAACUUUCGUCCAACUCUUGUUCUCGUUUGACCGGGACUUAAGCAAUGCCAAAUUGACAAUGUACGAAUUCUUUGUCUAUUCUAAAGAACUCUCAUCUUCACAGGACGAUAUGCUAAGACUAUGCGCAGACGAUAUUGACUUCGUUUUUCAAACAGAGACCAACGGAUGAUGCCAUUCAACAAUUUUGACGUGAGUUAUGAAGCAAUCACAUAAAAUUCGAAUUGAAAUUAUAUUAUUAAAAUAAUAUUGUUUAUGUGAUAUAUAAAUGCAUUAAGAGAGAAUUUUGUUCUGGUCAACAGCUGUCACUUUCGGAAUGAUACUCAAAGAUGUGAAUUGUGUGAAAUACUGUUUUUAAUGCUGCCUAAAGGCCCGUUGACACUUGCAAUUUUCACUGCGAUUUCUAGUGUGAUUUUGUCUGUUGAUGCAUGUGAACCGUGAACGACUACACACGCAAAAACCUCACAUCUUGUAACAAGUCUGUCAACAAGCCGUCAACAAGUUGUGUUCGCACUGCUUGUCACAAGUUGUCAACAAGUUUGGAACAAGCUGUUAACAAUUUGUAACAACCUUGUUGAUAUUAUCAGGUUUUUUACAAGGUUGUUCCAGCAAGUCCGAUACAGUCAUGAUAUAGCAGUAUUGUUACAACCUUGUGUCGUCAACCUUGUAACAUUCUUGUUUAUCAUGACUGUAUCAGACUUGUUAGAACAACCUUGUAACAAGUCUGAUAAUG
Messenger RNA from Paramuricea clavata, 3856 nucleotides. NCBI's taxonomy places the organism in Eukaryota, Metazoa, Cnidaria, Anthozoa, Malacalcyonacea, Plexauridae. The record is from the annotation of a GenBank genome assembly.